AUGGCCGACUGGUCGAAGCUCAAAGUCGUCGACCUUAAAGCCGAGCUGAAGAGCCGUGGCCUGCCUUAUGCAGGGCUAAAGGGGGAGCUGAUUGCUCGAUUGGUCGCCGCCGACGAGGAGGCAGCGCAACAGGAGGAAGAAAAUCCGGAAGAAGAGGAGAAGCCACGAGAACCAGAGCCAGAGCCAGAGGUUCAGCCGGAGCAACAAGUUCAGCCCGAGAUCCAACCAGAGGCGCAGCCAGAGGCACCCACAGAGACAGUGACUGUCGAGACACAGAAUGCCGAAGCCGCUCCAGAACCAGCCGCGGCGAAGCCUCCCUCACCCAUCAAGGAACGCGACCCGACUCCCGAUGACAAGGCCGACGCUAUUCCUUCUGAAGCUGCAAAAAGCGAUGACACUGUUCAGGGCGGUGAGGCAGCGACCAGCAGUCUUCCGCCGGCUGAAGUGACUCCAGCUCCCCUCGAACAAGUUACUUCUUCGUCCUCCCCCAAACCCGAAGAACGGUCAACUGCACAGGCUUCCAUCGAACCGACACCAGAAGCCCAGAAGCGCAAGCGACGCUCGCACAGCCCUCUGCCCACCGAAGAAGACAUAGCCCGAAAGCGCGCACGCUCUGACACGACUGCAAACGGCGACGAGAUUCAUGCCACGGCCGAAGCGAACGAAGCCGAUGUUGAUAUGACCGAUGCUGGCGCGCCUGAUAUCACGCCACAGACGGUCGACAAGGGUGAAUCUGCUACCAAGGUUAUCCAAGAUUCGCGUAAAGAGUCGCCUUCACCAGUCGCCCUCGCUCCACCUGUUGAGAUGGAAUUUGAAAGAGACAUAGAGCCGGCGGUGCACACUCCCACUGCCGCCCUCUACAUCAGCAAUCUCAUGCGCCCCUUGCGCGAUGUCGACAUUCUUGAGCAUCUUGGUAAGCUGGCGUCUACAUCCAGCGCAGAUUCAGGGCAAGACCGCAUUGUCAAGUUUUAUCUGAACUCAAUCCGCACCCAUGCAUUUGCUGUCUUUGAUACGGAGCUGUCUGCCACUCGGGUUCGCGCCGCGCUGCAUAAAUGCGUCUGGCCAAACGAAAGCAAUCGCAAGGCACUUUCGGUCGACUAUAUCCCUCCCGGAAAAGUGGAUGAAUGGAUUGACGUAGAAAAAGCUGGCGGAGCACGGUCUUCUUCCCGCUGGCAGGUGGUAUACAGACCUGGGCCAGAUGGUUUCGAAGCUGUGUUGGAAUCCGGAUCUGUAUCGAAAGCAAGACCAACUGAGCCACCACCUCCAUCCAACAUUGGUGCCGAUAGUACCAAUGCCAUCCCCAUUGGUCCUCGAAGCCACCGUGAACGUGAGCGAGAGCGGGAUCGUGAUCGUGGCAUGAUGCCUCCACCACCCACGGGGCCAAGAGGUGGGCGACCAGGAGCAGGAGCAGGAGCAGGACCCGGUGGCCGACUCAGUAUCAGUCCCCUGGACCAUGUCGUGGAGAAGACUCACUCUCUGCCUCCCAUCUCAUACCAGAUGGUCUCUGAGGAUCUCGCCCGCAGCCGCUUGGACAAGAUGCGAGGCCACUACACUCGCGACAAGUCCCGUGAUUUUGGACGGGAAAUCAACCGCUAUUCCUUUGAAAAUGGAGACGUCUUUGUAGACCGCGGCAAAGAGGUUUUCGAGGGAAUCCGACCUCCUCACCGUGAAGGAGAUCGCCGUGGUGGAGGCGGCGGCGGCGGACGAGGAGUUCGUUCGCAAGGCCGAAGAGGACCGCCGCCACCUUUCCGACAGAGGAGUGAUAGGUACCUACCU
Molecule: messenger RNA, 1776 nt
Organism: Trichoderma atroviride IMI 206040
Lineage: Eukaryota; Fungi; Ascomycota; Sordariomycetes; Hypocreales; Hypocreaceae
Source: RefSeq, a predicted model, not a curated record